This is a messenger RNA of Thalassophryne amazonica, 3251 nucleotides long. It is a transcript of the gene cxxc1b, whose product is annotated as CXXC finger protein 1b. The record is from RefSeq and is a predicted model, not a curated record. Gene Ontology annotation, cellular component: Set1C/COMPASS complex. Lineage: Eukaryota; Metazoa; Chordata; Actinopteri; Batrachoidiformes; Batrachoididae. Gene Ontology annotation, molecular function: DNA binding; zinc ion binding. The transcript is spliced from 14 exons. Bases 149 to 1861 code for a protein of 570 amino acids. Gene Ontology annotation, biological process: positive regulation of DNA-templated transcription.
UUUUUUAACUUGAUCAAACGGAAGCUUCGAUAAGUGCUUCAGAUAUAACUACUCGACACGCGCUCCGGAGCUUCGGGACUUAACAGUAGGUUGACGUUGUCCAGUAAAGAGUCGUAUUUUCGUCUUACAGCAAAAGACUACGAGUGUGAUGGACAGUGAAGUGUCUGAUGUUGACCCUGUACCAGGGCCCGAGACUGGUUCUAUGGAGGGAGAGAAUGCACCGCUGUAUUGUAUCUGCCGUAAACCAGACAUCAACUGCUUCAUGAUUGGCUGCGACAACUGCAAUGAAUGGUUCCAUGGCCACUGCAUUAACAUUACUGAGAAGAUGGCGAAGGCGAUCAGAGAAUGGUACUGCAUGAGCUGCAGAGAUGAAAAUCCCUUAUUGGAAAUCAGGUAUAGAUCAAAGAAAAACCAUGAGAGAGAUGUUGACUCUGACAGAGGUGAAAGGCAGUAUAGCACCCCAAGUACUCCCGACUAUAGGAGUGACAGACGGCGUGGAUCAAAGGCAAAGCGUUCAGUACGUAUGUGUGGGGAAUGUGAACCCUGCAGAAGGACAGAGGACUGUGCACAGUGUGACUUCUGCAAAGACAUGAAGAAAUUUGGUGGCCCCAACAAAAUUAGGCAAAAGUGCAGAUUUAGGCAAUGUGAGGUGCGAGCCAGGAAAAUGCUGCGUGUGAAGGAUGAGGAGUUCUCUUUGCGAGAAAGGAGGGACAAUUAUUACCACAGGCAGAGACGUUACUCAGAGGACUAUGACAGUGAGGCAGAGCUCUACCAGCAGUACAAGGAUGCAGGAUUUGAUGACAGCUUGGCAUGGGCUAGUGAUGAGGACGAUGAGAUUCCUUACAGUCCUGUCAUACGUAAAAAAGCAGUGAAAGUGAAGCACGUUAAGAGACGAGAAAAGAAGUUUGAAAAGAAAAAGGAGUCACGGCGCCACAAACAGAAGCAGAAACAUAAAGACAGAAGCAGACAUGGCGAGAAGGGGGAUACCCGGGGUAACGGAGGGGUGCACCAGUGUCUGGGGCCAAACUGUCUGGAGGCAGCAAGAACAAACUCGAAAUACUGUUCUGAGGACUGUGGCAUGAAGUUAGCUGCCAACCGAAUCUAUGAGAUUCUCCCUCAGCGAAUCCAGCAGUGGCAGCAGAGUCCCUGCAUUGCUGAGGAGCACGGGAAGAAGCAGCUGGAGCGCAUCCGCCGGGAACAGCAGAAUGCCCGGCUACGUCUCACUGAUAUGGAAAGGCGCUUCCAUGAGCUAGAGGGCAUCAUCGCCAAAGCCAAGCAGCAGGCUGUUCAGCAGGAUGAAGAGGUGAUUGAAGGUGACAACGAGGACACAGACCUGCAGAUCUUCUGUGUGUCUUGCAGUCAUCCCAUCAAUCCAAAGGUGGCACUGAGACAUAUGGAGCGAUGUUAUGCAAAGUAUGAAAGUCAGACCUCUUUUGGUUCCAUGUAUCCUACAAGAAUUGAAGGAGCAACCAGACUCUUCUGUGACGUGUACAAUCCCCAAAGCAAAACAUAUUGCAAGAGACUUCAGGUUUUGUGUCCAGAACAUUCAAGAGAUCCCAAGGUUCCAGUGGACGAGGUGUGUGGAUGUCCUCUGGUGAAGAAUGUGUUUGAACUGACAGGGGAAUACUGCAGGGUCUCCAAAAGGAAGUGUAACAAACAUUACAACUGGGAAAAGCUGAGGCGAGCCGAGGUGGACUUGGAGCGAGUCAGGGUGUGGUACAAGUUGGAUGAGCUGUUUGAACAGGAGCGCAAUGUCAGGACUGCUAUGACCAACAGGGCAGGUCUGCUCGCUCUGAUGCUGCACCAAACCAUUCAGCAUGACCCCUUGACAACUGAUCUCCGUAGCAACAAGGAUCGUUAGUCAGCCUAAUCUGCAUUAGUUUUGUGGACACUGUUAUGACUGUAUAUAAUAUGAGAGAUCUAAAUGGUAAUCUGGGUAGAGACUAAUCUUAAACUGCAUUCACAUGUUGGAGUGUAAAUUUCACUGCUAGAUGUAAAUGGCUGCUGGAGCCGCAUGCUCUGAUGGCACACACUGUCCAAAGCUGUCAUUUCUGGAUGUUGAUUGAUAUCCAACAACAGUCAACGCUGCACAGUGAUGGAUGAAUUCGUUCAGUGUAGACACAUUGAAAGAAUUGCCAGAGCAGUCAGGCUUGUAAUGAACACUGUGCUAAAGGCUAAAAUGUCAUUGUAUCUUUUCAUGAAAUACAUUAUUGCUCAUCCAAAUAAUUUUGCAACAUGUCCACAUCUCCCAUUCUGUAUUUUAACAUUUCCCAUAAUCCCCCUGCACUUCCAAGAAUCCACCGUGGCACCAGCAGAGGUCCGGCGUCUCAAAGUGUAUGUCAACAAUGGCAAAGUAAGGAUGUGAAUGGCGCCAAUUCAGCAAGUUCACGAACAAUUAUGAUGACACAUUCUCUCAAGUUGAGAGGAUUAUCUAGAAGAGGUGUAGCACCUGUGAUGAACUUCUGUUGUGCCCCGAUGUUGUCUAUACUUCAGGUGGUGGGUUUACAUUGUACCCUGAACUGGAACUCUGCUGAAACCGACCUCUCGUGUGAGUCAGGGACUGAGACGCCGCAAGAUUCACAACUGUGAAACACAGAAUAGUAACUAAUGCCAGUUCUCACUUUCACAGAUAUGCAUCCCCAUUGGUCACAGUCUAAUACCAGCCACUUUGUCCAUACCUCGGAAACAAACCCUUAGAGGGUCUGGGAGGGUGUCUGUAAUGAACUGGGAUGUUUCAUCAUUGUGCUGUGGUCUUGUUUUAUUUUAACUUGUGGUGGGAAUUUCAGCAUAUUUAAAAAUGCAUUUGUUUAACAUAUAACCCCUUGCAUUUCUGUGGCAUUUAUAACAUGUACUGUACGUACCGUGACAUCACCAGCAGGAGUUCUGGCAGCGCUACAGUUAUUCUCGGAGUGUAGUACGGUUGUUUUUGCACACAUCACAUGGCACAAUCUGACACAUUGUCAUCAGACUCACACGUCAGUUUGUCACGUUACAGACUGUGAAAGUGAUAACUGGGCUUUAUGCAUCCUCAGCCACUGCAGGUGUCAGUGAUUCUGCUGUAGUGACGAAGGGCUGUUUGCCGAUCAGUAUGUAAAUGCAACACAAGAUUAUAACAAGGUAUUCCUGUUAAGUCUUUUACAACUCUAAUAAUUAGCUUCCUUGGUGAUAAAUUUAAAUGUUUUGUGGUAAACUGAUUGUUGAAAACUGCUGUUAAACAUGAUUGCCCAAAAUAAACAAUUUGUUGCAGGUAA